AAUUUUGUUGAUUAAUCAUUAUUAAUGAUUCAUUAAUGUAGUGAAUAAUUCAUUGUGAAUUUCAAUAAGUUACAAAUCAAUUAUAAGUGAAUUAUAAUUUUUAAUUAUGUCAUUAAACGAUUUACCAGAUAAUUGUCUUUGGAAGAUCUUAGAAAAUGUUCAUGGAGUUAAAGAAUUGAUUCAAUUAUCUAAAGUUUGUUCGAGAUGGUCCGAUUUAAUUACGCUGAGAUUUAAUCGAGUACAAUAUCUACAAACGAUGGACACUGAUAGUACCGAAGAUAAAGUUGAUUAUAUUGAUGCGAACAGUUUGUGGAUUAAUUAUCAUACGAAUUGUAAUGACGAUUGGAAUUUAAUCGAAUUUUUUCCAAAUUUAAAGAUUAUAGAUACUGCGCUUGAUGAAGCUUUCAAUUUACCAGAAAUUGUCAAAAAUAAUCCACAAAUAAAGGGAUUAAUCGGUAUGCAUACCUUGAGUAGAUGCGGUUACUUGGAAAAUAUCGAAAUGUGCGCUACUAGAUUUAAUUUCGAUUAUAAAAAAGUUUUUCGACCUGAUCAGUUGAAACAAGUUUCCGCUCUCUGGUUAAAAAUGAAAGAUCUUCCUUCAUUCAUUGAAUAUUUUCCAAAUUUGAAGCGACUCAACUUACACCUCAUUGCGAAUUACUAUUUUUACAAUGGACCGAAUUUGUCUUCGUUAAAGAUCCUUGAACUUUGUACAAACUGCUUUGCUGGAAAAUUUAAUGGAUUUUAUUUUAUGGACUUUUGUCCAUCUUUGGAAAGCGCUUUCUUCCAGUGUUGGUCAUAUGAUAUUCAUGUAGAUGAGUCGAUCAAGAAUUACAAUCUAAGAGAUUUGGUUAUCAAUAAUGCUGGUUUUAUUCACGUGGUCAGGAAUUCUAGUGAACUUUCGUGGCCACUACUUAAAAAACUGUUGUCUAAAUUUCCUAACUUGCAUCAUUUAGCGAUCAGACAUUUUGAUGUUAGUAAUUCUGAUUUAGAAGAAUUGAUAAAAUUAUUAACUGAGUUGGAUAUAUUGGACUUACGGAAAUGUAAGAAAGUGACUCAAAAAUCAGCUGAUCUUCUGUUCAAAUAUUGUGUCAAAGAGAAUCGAUCAAUCGCAAUAUAUUACGAUUGUGAAAACGAACCCGUCGAAUGGCCUGAAUUAGACACUACUCAAGAAUCAAUUGUGCACGGAUUCGAUUUCAUGAAACAUUGUUUUUACAAAUCAACAAUCUACUGUGUUCCAUUUCUCAUUGAUGAAUGAAGAUCGAAACAAACUUUGAUGCAGCAAACUUUCAUCUCACUCGUGGUUACAUAUUUCAUUCUUUGUCCCGUUCUUGGUGCUUCUUAUCAAGAUAAUCAAACACCGAAAUAGUUCAGUUUAAUCUCAAAGUCAUAAAGUCGCUCAAUUGAAUCGCUCAAUUAAAAUUAUCUGGUAAAACUCGGCGAAAUAUUUUGCUCUUUUUAAUGCCAGAAAAAAAUGAUUUUCGUUCACAAAGCGAAAUUCAGACGGACUUUUGGCCUACCGAAAGGUCAUUUUCGAACUUCAUGUCAAACAAAUUCCCAUGGUCUCCCAAGUUCAUAUCUGCGAUCUGAUCUUGCCAACGACUCUCCGUUCUCAAGUUAUUUCGAAAACAAAUCUGUUAAUUUAACGUAAUCGCCCUGUAGAUUGUUGAAUUGAUUGUUUAACUGAUUGAAUUAUUUUUCGAAAAGCCGCGAAUUAUUAACCGAAUUUCGUAGCAUAAUCAUUUUGAAAAAAAACAUUACCGAUCAUCUCUUAAUAAAAGAUUUUAUUAAUAUAUCAUGAAA
Panonychus citri (citrus red mite) is the source of this 1800-nucleotide messenger RNA. RefSeq lists its product as uncharacterized. Bases 107 to 1255 code for a protein of 382 amino acids. The transcript has 7 exons. Gene Ontology annotation, molecular function: protein binding. The record is from RefSeq and is a predicted model, not a curated record. NCBI's taxonomy places the organism in Eukaryota, Metazoa, Arthropoda, Arachnida, Trombidiformes, Tetranychidae.